Molecule: messenger RNA, 1932 nt
Organism: Punctularia strigosozonata HHB-11173 SS5
Lineage: Eukaryota; Fungi; Basidiomycota; Agaricomycetes; Corticiales; Punctulariaceae
Exons: 8
Coding region: 1-1785 (594 amino acids)
Biological process (GO): transmembrane transport
Cellular component (GO): membrane; endoplasmic reticulum
Source: RefSeq, a predicted model, not a curated record
AUGGCGAAGUCGCCUUUAGAUACUCCUAUUGGGCCCCUUCUACUCGUCGUAUUCGAGUCUAUCCUCGAAGUUUUCCUACUGUGCCUUGCGGGAUACAUACUAGCACGGAAAGGGAUACUUGACAAGAAGACGCAAAAGCAAUUUAAUAGGGUGAACGUGUCUAUCUUCACCCCUUCGCUGCUCUUCUCGAAAGUCGCAUUCUUCCUUACCCCUGCAAAAAUGAAGGAGCUAUGGAUCGUGCCGUUCUUCUUCUUCAUCACGACUGGCGUAUCCAUGGUAGUCGCAUACGUAUUGAGCAAAUUGUUUAGGCUGAAGCGCUCGCAAAGGAGCUUCGCCAUGGCAGCGUCCAUGUUCAUGAACUCAAAUUCCCUCCCUAUCGCACUGAUGCAAUCCCUUAUCACCACCGUCAAGAGCCUCAAAUGGGGCGAUGAUGAUAACAAGAGCGCGAUGAUCGGUCGUGCCCUCACCUACUUGGUGCUUCACAGUACGCUUGGCAUGGUGCUACGCUGGAGCUAUGGUGUUCGCCUCCUCGCUCAAGCAGAUCCCGAGACGAAUCCUCAAGUCGCCGGCCCAGGCCCUGAUCAGACGAGCCCACUCCUCGAGCGCGAAGAACUUGCCUUCCCACCUGCGCCCGCUGAGGAACAGCUGCACCAUCAUCGCCAUCUAUACACCGACUCUGAAUCGACCCAGACGGCCUCGGGUUCUUCCACCCCUUAUCGAGACCCGCACGCGGAAGAUCAACUGCGCCGCGCUGCUGAAGAGGCCGGCCUGCCUCGCUCGUGGGGCACCCCUGGCAUCAAACCGCCGGCGAUCCUUGUGCGCGCUCCGACAGGCGAGGGCCUCCUCCGUCCAGGCAUGGACAGGAAAGGCACGGGCGUGUUCUACUCCUUCCCGAACUCGCCUUCGCACAUGGCUCGCGAGUUCGCCGAGUCGGAUGACACCCUGCCGCCGUUCGUGCUGGAUUCGGACGAAGAUCACGACGACGAAUUUCCUGCACCUGGCGUGGGUCGACGGGAGAUCACGGCGCCGGCGACGUCCCGGAUGCAUUCGUUCAGACGCAGGGCGUGGCGAAGGGUGAAGGGAUUCUGGACGGCGUUCAACGAUUUCAUGACGGUCCCGCUUUGGGCCGCGCUGCUGUCGCUCAUCGUGGCGCUCAUACAGCCUCUCCAGCACGCGCUCGACGAUCAUUUCCCACCCGUCAAGAAUGCGCUUAGCGCCGCGGGCAACUGCUCGAUUCCGGUCACGCUCAUUGUGCUCGGCGCGUACUUCUACAAUCCGCCUGAGCCCGGCGCGGCCGAGCAGCCGCCGGUCGUGGAUGCGCGCAAAACGAAGCGUAGCUCGAUGGCGAGCAUCGCGAGCGUGGUGGGGAGUGUGAAGGGCAUGUUGAAGAUGGGGAGCUUGAGAGGCAAGGAGAGAAGGGACGGCAGUCCGCAAAGCUUAUUGGCGGGGGCGAAGAAGGGGGAGAAGGUGCCAGGGGAGACGAAGACGGUGUUCGUGGCAGUGGUGAGCCGGAUGGUCGUCACUCCGUUGCUUCUGUUGCCCGGCAUGGCGUUGUCGGCCAAGUUCGAUUGGCAUCAGGUCCUCGAGGAUCCUGUGUUCGUUGUGUCGAAUGUUCUCCUCAUCGCAUCGCCACCCGCGUUGACGCUGGCCCAGAUCACUCAAGCUGCCUCCGGCGACUCGUUCGAGCGCCUCAUCAGCCGCACGGUGUUCUGGUCGUACUGCGUCGUCACUCCUCCCGCGACCAUCAUCUUCGUCGUCAUCGGCCUGCUCCUCUCGAAAUUAUGAUUUCCAGCUUUUCCUAUACACGGACUCUCCUCUAGACCCACAGUGCCUCCUCCCUCUCUUGUCCUGGUCUGCAAUACCCUAAUGGUGUUUUCUGUCACAUAACGCGCCAGUGUGUAUACUCACUCCUCAUGCAUAUGCUAGACUCUG